Molecule: messenger RNA, 3994 nt
Organism: Gasterosteus aculeatus aculeatus (three-spined stickleback)
Lineage: Eukaryota; Metazoa; Chordata; Actinopteri; Perciformes; Gasterosteidae
Gene: hnrnpub
Product: heterogeneous nuclear ribonucleoprotein Ub
Biological process (GO): alternative mRNA splicing, via spliceosome; positive regulation of transcription by RNA polymerase II
Cellular component (GO): nucleus; ribonucleoprotein complex
Molecular function (GO): promoter-specific chromatin binding; RNA binding; protein binding
Source: RefSeq, a predicted model, not a curated record
AUGAGCUCGAUCAACGUGAAGAAGCUGAAAGUGAACGAGCUGAAGGACGAGCUGAAGAAGCGCGAGCUCUCGGAUAAGGGGCUGAAGGCCGAGCUGAUGGACCGCCUGCAGGCCGCGCUGGACGAGGAGGCCCUCGCAGGAAACCCCCCGGACCAGGAGGCUGCAGCGGCCGAGGGUUCCGGCCAGGAGGGCAUGGGCGAGGAAGAGGAGGGCGAGGGCCCCGUAGAAGAAAGCAUGGAGGCUAACGAGGAGGAGGAGGAGGAGGUGGCGGCAGCAGCGGUGGCGGCGGCGGAGGAGGAAGAAGAAGAGGAGCAGCUGGGAAAUGAGGGCGACGGCGAUGCUGUUGCCGUAGACGAAGAGAUGGGUGAGGGGGGAGAGGAUGGAGACGACGACGACGAGAUGGACCUCAUGCUCAAGGGAGAUGUCGACGACAUGGAGAAAAUCGACACGGAGGACGGUGAGCCCGCGGACCAGGCGGCUGAGGGGGAUGCGGACAAAGACACGAAUGCUGAUCAGAAGAAUAAGAAGGGUGUUAAGAGACGCCGGGAGGAACAUGGAAGGGGCUACUUUGAAUUUAUUGAAGAGAACAAAUACAGCUGGGCCUCAUUUAAGUCUCCUGUGCCCCCGCUGGAGGAAGAAGACGAGGAGUUUGAUGACACGAAGGUCUGCCUGGAUACAUACAACUGCGACCUGCAUUUUAAGGUGUCCCGGGACCGUUACAGCGCCUCAUCCCUCACCAUGGAGAGCUUUGCUUACCUCUGGUCCGGAGGCAAGGGCACCUACGGUGUGAACAAAGGCAAAGCGUGCUUUGAGAUGAAGAUUGCAGAGAAGAUUCCAGUGAAGCACAUUUCUAGCAAGAACAUGGAGAUUCACGACGUGCAGGUCGGCUGGUCCUUGUCCACUGGCACCCUCCUCCUCGGUGAGGAGGAACAUUCUUAUGCAUACUCUGGCAAGGCCAAGAAGACCACCAACUGCGUGACCGAGGACUUUGGAGAAACCUACGAGGAGAACGAUGUCAUCUGCUGCCUCAUCGACUUUGAGGGGGACGAGGUGGUGUUGUCAUUCUCCAAGAACGGCGAGGAGCCGGCCGUGGCUUUCCGGGUCCAGAAGGACUCUCUGAGCGGCCAGGCCCUCUUUCCACACGUCAUCUGCCACAACUGUGCUGUGGAGUUCAACUUUGGCCAGAUGGAGACGCCGUACUUCCCUCAGCCCCCCGGUUACACCUUCCUGCAGCAGAUCCCCGUGGACGAGCGCGUGAGGGGGCUCAAGGGGCCCCAGACCAAGGCGGACUGCGAGAUCAUUGUGAUGGUCGGCCUGCCGGGCUCAGGGAAGACCACGUGGGUGAAGAACCACGUCCAGGAGAACCCGGGGAAGUACUACAUCCUGGGCAGUGACACCAUUGUGGACAAGAUGAUGAUCAACAGCCUGAAACGCCAGUCAAAAGACAUCACGAAGCUGAGCGCCAUUUCCCAGAGAGCUCCUCUCUUCCUGGGGAAGUUCAUUGAGAUCGCCGCCCGCAAGAAGAGAAACUACAUCCUGGAUCACACCAACCUGUCGGCCCCCGGCCAGAAGAGGAAGAUGUGCCUGUUUGCAGGCUUCCAGCGCAAGGCGGUGGUGGUCUGCCCCUCCGACGACGACUACAAGCAGAGGGUCCAGAAGAAGGUGGAAAGCGAUGGCAAGGAAGUCCCCGAGCACGCCGUCUUCAAAAUGAAAGGCUUCUUCUCUCUGCCUGAGGAGGGCGAGAGCUUCAGCGGCGUCGUCUACGCCGAGCUGCAGAAGGAGGAGGCCGGCAAGCUGUUGGAACAGUACAAAGAGGAGAGCAAGACGGCGCUGCCGGCCGAGAAGAAGCCCAACCAGGGGAGCACGGCGCCAAAAAGAGGCGGCGGCCUGCGUGGCGGCGGCCGGGGGGGCAAGAACCAGUUUGGCCGUGGCAGUGGACCCGGACCCAGAGGCAGCGUUCGCGGAGGCUUCCAGAACCGAGGCAACUUCAGAGGAGCUCCCGGCCCCCGAGGCGGCUUCAACCGUCCACCUCGAGGCUUCCUGCCCCCCCCGGCCUUCAGGGGGGGCUUCCAUAGCCGUGGGAACUUCAAUCGGGGCGGUGGCCCAAUUCCCAGCCUUGGGGGAUCACCCAGGGGUGGACCAAUGAGAGGCAACAUGGGACCCAGGGGGGGUCACAUGAACCGAGGGGGUCCAAUGAGCAGAGGAAACAUGAGCAGAGGGGGCGGAGUCAACAUGCAUCGUGGUGGAUCCAGGGGACACCACAACCAGUUCCAGCAGAGAGGUGGUAACCGCGGUGGCAACUUUGGCAACUUUGGAAACAAGAAUGGCAACUUUGGGAACAACAGGAACAGCGGUAACUUUGGCAACAGGAACGGCAUGGACAAGGCCCAGGCCUUCAACCAGAGCUGGCAGCAGGGGUUCUGGAACCAGAAGCCGUGGAGCCAGCAGUAUCAGCCUGGAUAUUACUAAGACACUUGUGACGGACUGGUGGCCGACCCACCGCUAGCCACGGAACAUCCCUCCACGCCGCUUUUUUCAAUUUUACUUUCUCUAGGACCCACUUUUAAUAGUCUCAAGGCCACCAACGGACAAUGGCGACUAACGCGAUAUGGAGCAGCAGCAACAUUCCACAUCAGGGAGGAGACGGCCGGGCGCCACGAGGCGCCGCGCGUCUGUCCACACGGGCGCAGCGUGGGUUCAGUCUCAUUCUAUCAUCUGCUUUUAUUUCUUUCGAUGUAUAUUUUUUUGACACUUUUAAAUGAUGUGCUUUUAAAAUGAAAAAAAAUAUAUGUCAUGUUUGUUUAUUAGGAACCGGAGCCCCUUUGCCCGCCCGGGGCAGAUGCUAACAGGUUAUUUUAUUUCCCUUUUUUUUUUGUCCAGGGCUGUGCUUUUUACCUGUGCUGUGAUUUAUUUCAUAUUUUUGUGAGUUGCUUUUUUUAUUACAAAUUGUAAAUAUUUUUUCCCUUUUGGCUUCGUCUGUAUGAAAAGCAAAGCAACGGUUUGAUUGGAAGGAACCGUGGCUUGUUAGCCGGAGCAUGGUAGCUGAUGAUACUGUUCGUAUACUGUACAUGUCAAGAGUCUGCCGUUGAACCCAAGCAACAGAUGAACUGUCUUUUGUUGCCAGUAUCGAACCUGUAACCUAAACUCCGUAGACAAUAAACUCAUUGGCUUUUUACUUCUUGGCUUAUGACUCUUGAUUCGGUUCAAAGGUGUGUAAAAGACCUUUGAAAGGGCAAAGUCCUAGUUCACUACUUCAAACGGUGAGGACUCCGCCCUCCUUUAACUAACUCCUCCCACGUAUUCCUGCUAAAUGUCCUUAAGUAUUCACAAAGUAUUCGGACCGGACCACUUAAAGAACCUACGCUAUAGUUCCCGUUUUACAAUGAGAACCGUCACGCUUGGUUCUCUGCAGCUUCUUCAGCACAAUGAUGAAGGCAGGCAGGGCUCCUCUUCGCCAGCGAACGAGGGCUACGCAGCACCGCCCCCAGGGGCCGUCGUGGGGGGCCGUGGCCCCUGCAGUGAUGGCAGAGGAAACCCUGCUUGUGUUGAACAGACAGAACCGUCGCAGCGGCGGGUUCUACUUCCUGUGUUUAUCGACAUGUAAAUACGUCUCCACUAUUUCAGCUCGUGCACGGAUUCAUUGGCUCGGAGUAAUAACUGUAUUGUGAUUGAAAACGUGUUAGUUGGCUCCAGUUACGCUGUGAUGAAUUUUCAACUAUAUUUAAAUGUGACUUCUUGCACUCGUGUUUUUCUCGUACUGGAUGCGUGAUGCGAGCCGUACUUCAUAACCUUUAACACAAUAGACUAUAUUUUUAUCGCUUUAUGUUGCAGGUUGUGAAUCAGGUCUUUUAUUAUUGAACCAACAAUGCAAAAAGCUUUGGGACUUGUAGAGAUUUGUUGUCUUUUCUAUCUUACGGUUUUUGAUAUUUGUGUUUUAAAAACUUGGACUGUCUUUUUAUUUGUCUCAACUCUAUUAAAGGUAAAUAAACUGUUA